UCAUAGACGUUUACACUGGCUGGCUUAACCAUAUUAAUAAUAGUAUAAGAUUUAACCAUUUGAUUUUAAGCAGUUAUUUAUGAAUCGGCGAACAAUUAUUAAUCAUGUACAAUUAGUUUUAAUAUAAUAAUAUCUAUUUAGUGUUGUUAUCUUAUUAAAUUUGAAAUAUACAUUCGUCGUCGGUCGAUGACCAUGAAAUCUUCGUUCUCCUGGAUAACGUGUUUUUGUUUAAUUUUUGAAACGGGCAUUUUGUGUGAUAGAAAACUUGAAAAACGACAAACCAUAUUUUCUUGCCCGGGUGUAACGGAAUAUGGGUGUGGAUCUGGCCAGUGCAUUGAUGUCUCGGAUACUUGUAAUGGAAUACGAGAUUGCAGUGAUGGAUCGGACGAAACUUUACUUUUGUGUGAAACGCUUGUGUGUCCACAGUACACAUUCAGGUGCAAAUAUGGUGCUUGUAUCAGUAACAAGAAUUUAUGUGACGGCAUCAAACAGUGUGCUGAUGGUUCUGAUGAAGAAAAGUGUUCCAUAUCAACAUUUGCGAGUUCAAAACCUAUAAAAACUGAUACAACAAAACCAAUAACGCCGUCUCGAAUUAAAAAAACUUGCACUUUACCGACAAUAGAGGGCACAAAAUAUUUUUAUAAAGAUUGGAAUCAAAAUGUUUCUCUGUCUCAUGCCACAGAAAUUGAACAAUAUCGCAUCGUUGAAGAGGACUGUGAAGCUGGGUUUUAUAAAGUUGUUCCUUACAGAUUUAUGGUGUGUUCGGAAUCAGGACAAUGGAGACCAUUUGUAAAUGAAGAAUUAUGUUUGAAAAUGUGUCCACCCAUGAAAUCAGAUAGUUUAGAUUUUGAAUGCACCUUUGAAGAUAAAUAUAUUAGUUGCUUAACUCCAGUACCUGGGACUAUAUUGUAUCAAAAAUGUAAAGCUACUCAUAGAUUACUAAGCGGAGAGGAACAAGUUUCAAUUCAAUUACUUUGUCUGGAAAAUGCAACAUGGAGUGAUGAUCAUUUAUAUACGUGUAUUCCAACUUGUGGUCUACUGAAUACUCCAAGCGAUGUAUUAAAUGAUGGAAAAGUAGAGUAUGGGACAGUACCUUGGAGUGUUGGCUUAUAUCGACAAGUAAAAGGUCGUGAUGGGUAUUAUGAAUUGUUAUGUGGAGGAACAUUAAUAGCUCCAAAUAAAGUUAUCACUGCGGCUCAGUGUUAUUGGGAAGAAGGGAACACGAAUAAAAUAUUGAUGAAUGAAAAUCAGAAGUAUAAAAUUGCCGUUGGAAAGUAUACUAGUGACCUUUCUAUAAAAGACAAUAAUUUUACUCAGAUUAUCGAUGUGGGUUUCGUUUAUCUGAAAGAGAGUUAUUAUGGUCCUUCUGGGUAUUAUGCCGAUGAUUUAGCUAUUAUCGUGUUACAUACUCAAGUUACGAUCAGUGACGUUGUCUUGCCAGUCUGUAUCGAUUGGUCCAAACAAUAUUCUGUUCCGGACGGAUCUAACGGAAAGGUUGUCGGCUGGGGAAAAACGGAAAAGAUCGAAACAAGUUCAGUUUUGUUAGAAGCAAACGUAUCAUAUACUGAUAAAAAUACUUGUCGUGAUAUGUAUUCAAAUGGAUUUCAAUCAUUGGUGACUAUCGAUAAAUUUUGCGCUGUUUCUCGAUUAGGACACAGUAUUACUGAAGGAUUUAUUGGUUCAGGCUUAACAUAUGAACAUGGUACUUUACAAUUUUUAACCGGAAUAGUGAGUGUCACGGAUCCAUACUCAAACGAUUUAGUCGCUGUUUUUACGAAUGUAAGUCACCACAUUCAAUGGAUUCGCGAACGACUUCUCUUUUUGUCAUCGGCCAUGAAGUCAGCAUAUACUUUUAUUCUGGUUAUAUACUCAUAUUUCGUAUUUGAAACAAUCAUCCUAUGUGAUAGAGACAUCAGAAAACGACAAACUGAACCAACUUGCUCAGAAGAAUCGGAGUACGCAUGUCAAUCCGGCCAAUGUAUUGAUGUUGCAUCUACUUGUGACGGAUCUCAAGAAUGCAGUGACGGAUCUGAUGAAACACAAGUCCUAUGUGAAUCAACCCCGUGUCCAAUAUACGGAUUCAAGUGCACAUAUGGUGCUUGUAUAAAUAUAGAGGGUAGAUGUGAUGGAAUAACCCAAUGUUUAGACGGUUCUGACGAGGAACAGUGUUCAUCGUCGAUAAUUUCAGAAUCUGAAGAAAACUCUGAACAAAUUUCUUCAGGAUCGACUACUUCAGAGCCGACAACUACAGAAUCUACAACUACAGAAUCAACAACUACAGAAUCUACAACUACAGCAUCUACAACUACAGAAUCGACAACUACAGAAUCGACAACUACAGAAUCGACAACUACAGAAUCGACAACUACAGCAUCGACAACUACACCAUGGAAAACUACACCAUGGAAGGCUACAACACCGCCAACUACACCGUGGAAAACAACAGCAUGGAAAGCUACAACACCCCCAACUACGCCGUGGAAAACAACAGCAUGGAAAGCUACAACAUCGCCAACUACACCGUGGAAAACUACAGCAUGGAAAGCUCCAGCAUCGACAACUACUUCAUCUCCAGAUACAAAAAUCAAAGAAACCGAGUCAAUAAACCAAUCUCCUAAUCAAAAAAAACCUUGCGUGGUACCAAACAUUGAGGGUACUAAACAUUUUUAUAAGGAUACGAUUCAAAACGUUCCUCUAUCACAUGGUUCUGUAGUGAAUAAUUAUCGCAUAGUUGAACAGGAUUGUGAGGAAGGAUAUUAUAAAACUGUGCCGUACAAAUUGAUGGUAUGUUCGGAGUCUGGACAAUGGAAAUCAUUUGAUUCUAGUACAUUGUGUUUGAAAAAGUGUUCUCCAAUGGUAUCAGAUCUGUUAGAUAUUAAAUGUUCACUGGAUGGAAACAACGUAGACUGUUCAAAACCAUCAGAGCCUGGUACUAUAUUAACACAAUCGUGUAAAGUCGAAAAUGCACAUAAUUCACCAAGAGGACCUAAUGAGUUGCAGUGUCUUAAAAAUGCAAAAUGGAGUGGUCAACUACUUACCACUUGUACACCACAUACAGAGAUAACCUCAAAUAGAUUUAAAGAGCCAUCUUUAAUAGCACCUUGGAAUGUGGAAAUAUAUAAAAUUAAUAACUAUGGUCGUUAUUUCCGAAUAUGUGGAGGAACAUUGAUUGCUCCAAACUUAGUUGUAUCUGCUGCUCAUUGUUUUUGGAAAAAGGGUUUGAGAAGGACAACCCUACAAAAUGAAAAUAAUGUUUUCAAAACUGCCGUUGGAAAAGAAAAUACCAAUUUUUCUGUAAUAGACAAUACAUAUACACAGAUUAUUGAUAUCGGUUUAGUUUAUCUGAAGGAAAGUUAUAACGGUCUAGAUGGGCAUUAUGCUGAUGACAUUUCUGUCAUCGUGUUAGCAACCGAUGUCGCCGUUAGUAAUGGUGUUCGACCAGCUUCCAUUGAUUGGUCUGCAACACAUUUCCUUGAAAAUGGAGAUCUAGGAAAGAUGUUUGGCCUGGGAAUGGACAGUACGAUUGGAAAUGGACAAACUAAAUCAAUAUUAAAAUUAUAUACUUUACCGUAUAUUGACCGAAAGACUUGUCAGGAAAUGUACAGAGAUGGAUUUGAAAAUUACGUGACUAAAGAUAAAUUUUGCACAGGUUAUAAAUUGGUUACAGGAGAAAGAAAUCUUAUAGGAUUUGGCGGUUCGGGCUUAAUGUAUGAAUAUAGCACAGGACCAUUUCUAACUGGAAUAUUUAGCGUCAAAGAUCUACACUCAAAAAAUUCGAUAGCUGUAUUCACUAGCAUAAAAAGUCACGCCCAAUGGAUUCGCAAUAUAUAUAACAAUUAUGUAUCCUAAGUAUAUUAUUAUGUAUAAUAUAAAUUGUAACUGUAUAUAACACA
This is a messenger RNA of Myzus persicae (green peach aphid), 3893 nucleotides long. RefSeq names its product serine protease nudel-like. Gene Ontology annotation, molecular function: protein binding; serine-type endopeptidase activity. Lineage: Eukaryota; Metazoa; Arthropoda; Insecta; Hemiptera; Aphididae. The transcript has 22 exons. Gene Ontology annotation, biological process: proteolysis. The coding region runs from base 187 to 3849 and encodes 1220 amino acids. The record is from RefSeq and is a predicted model, not a curated record.